AUAAACCCUUAUGUUUCUUAAAAUGUUGUUUGAUUCCUUUGCAACCAAAGUGACUCCAAUGUCUUCUUCCUUCUUAAGGUCAAGGUACGCUCUUUCUCAUCCCUCUCCCAAUUUGUUUCUUUCACUUCGAUUCUACGCUCAGCCUUUACCCGCAUUCAUUGACAAUGUCGACAAAUGCAACUUCGACGAAUUCCAACCGACAUUGUUAAUUUGAACAUCUUGAUUAACUGUUACUGCCACCUUAGUCAUCUCAAUUUUGCAUUUUCUGUAUUCGCCAACAUCCUCAAGCUAGGUUUUCAGCCUACUACAAUAACAAUUAAUACACUUAUAAGAGGUCUAUGUAACAAUGGCAAGAUUAAAGACGCCCUUCACUUUCACGACGAUGUUAUAGCAAACGGGUUUCAACUUGAUCAUUUUAGUUAUGGGACGUUGAUUGGCGGUUUAUGUAAAAUAGGAGAAACAAAAGCUGCUUUGCAAGUUCUUAAAAAGAUUGAAGUGUCGUCGGUUAAGCCUGACGUGAUAAUGUACAGCACAAUCAUUGAUAGUUUGGGAAAAGAUAAACUUGUGGACGAUGCUUUCGAUUUAUAUUCUGAAAUGAUUGUCAAAGGAAUUUCUCCUGAUAUUAUCACUUAUAGUACUUUAGUGAAUAGCCUUUGUAUUGUCGGUCAAUUGAAAGAAGCAGUUGGUUUGUUAAAUGAAAUGUCGUUGAAAAAUAUCAGCCCCAAUGUUCGUACUUUCAGUACAUUGAUUGAUGGUUUUUGUAAGGAAGGGGAGGUGGAAAAAGCUAGAAGUGUGUUGGCUGUUAUGAUAAAACAAGGCGUGAAACCUAAUGUUAUUACUUGUACUACUUUGAUGGAUGGAUACUUCUUGGUUAAAAAAGUGAACAAGGCUAAACACAUAUUCAACUCUUUUGUUCGAAGAGGAGUGAAACCAAAUACUCAUAGUUAUACUGUCAUGAUAGAUGGAUUAUGUAAGAGUAGAAUGGUGGAUGAAGCUGUGAAUCUUUUCAAAGAAAUGCAUUUGAAAAACACGGCUCCUGAUACUAUAACAUACAAUUCGCUUAUUGAUGGACUUCGCAAAUCGGGGAGAAUUUGUGAUGUUUGGGAUCUUAUAGAUGAGAUGCAUGUCAGAGGUCUACCAGCUGAUGUGUUCACGUGCCAUAUCUUAUUAGAUGCUCUGUGCAAAAGCCAUAAACUUGACAUGGCAAUCGCAUUAUUUACAAAGUUCAAACACCAGGGAAUUCAGCCAAAUGUGUACACAUACACAAUAUUAAUUGACGGUUUGUGCAAAUGUGGAAGACUUAAGGAUGCACAAGAGGUUUUUAGGAUACUUCUAUCUAAUGGCUAUCAUUUAAAUGUUACGUCCUACACUGCAAUGAUUAAUGGAUUUCGUAAAGAGGGCUUGAUUGAUGAAGCAUUGACCUCACUGUCAGAAAUGAAAGACAACAGUUGCAUUCCGAAUGUUGUAACUUAUGAAAUUAUUAUUCGUGCUUUGUUCAAAACCGGAAAGAAUGAUAUGGCUGUGAAACUUCUUCGGGAAAUGAUUGAUAAAGGUCUAAUGUAAGAGUUAAAUUAGCCUUGCCAAUUUCUGAAAUCCAGAUUCUAUUUGACUGAGUUAUCGAUUGCAGAUUAGCGGCAUUAUUCUGGGACAGCGGCCCAGAGCAGUGACCCUCCGUUAUGGAUGAGCGGUUCACGUCUCAGUUUGACAUAGCAGACGCUAUUUAAUGUUUAGCAGAUAGCAUACUAAUGAAAUAUUUAGACAGCCUGGUUAUGAACCUGUUAUUUCGGUUGAGAGAGUUGGCUAUUAUGUUCUUGCUUUGUAUGUAUUUUCAGUGAUUAGUUUAGAUAUUUAGAUUUUAAAGUCCAAACAGACUAAUUUUGUUAUAUAUAAAAAAAAGAGACAAGGGUUCAAAUUUAAAUAAACAUAUUUUUGGAAUUUUGAG
Vicia villosa (hairy vetch) is the source of this 1942-nucleotide messenger RNA. RefSeq names its product pentatricopeptide repeat-containing protein At1g62930, chloroplastic-like. The transcript has 2 exons. NCBI's taxonomy places the organism in Eukaryota, Viridiplantae, Streptophyta, Magnoliopsida, Fabales, Fabaceae. Gene Ontology annotation, molecular function: protein binding. The record is from RefSeq and is a predicted model, not a curated record. The coding region runs from base 175 to 1563 and encodes 462 amino acids.